Molecule: messenger RNA, 1577 nt
Organism: Rhopalosiphum maidis (corn leaf aphid)
Lineage: Eukaryota; Metazoa; Arthropoda; Insecta; Hemiptera; Aphididae
Product: orcokinin peptides type A-like
Exons: 5
Coding region: 427-918 (163 amino acids)
Source: RefSeq, a predicted model, not a curated record
GUCGACGACGGUACGAUUGUGUCCAACUGCUGUCUUUUCACCCGGAACACAAGUCUCCGACCAUCGUCGCAUGAUAUAAUAUAAUAUAUUAUACUGCACAUCCAACUGCAUAUUAUAUAUAAUAUACGCAUUAUAUAUAUAUAUAUAUAGGCGGUAAAUUAAAAUAUUACACAAUAGACGUGGCUCUCGACCGAAUUCACACGUACUACGGCACUCGCGGUGUACCUAUAUAAUAUAUAGAUACUCGCCGUGAUCCGACGACGGACAACGACACGCACGGCGUCCAAAUCAUCUGUUGAUUAUUCAAUCAUCUGCCGUGCGCCCGCAAAACACUUCCGGUAUAACUAUUAUACCAUUACACCAUAAUAUACACACGUAUAUUAUUCGAUUUUCAUCCGACGUCCCCAAACAGUCCUCGACGACGAGAUGGCCCGCUGCAGCACUCUGGCCGUCGCCAUCAUCGCCUUAGCGCUUUGCUUACACACCAUAUUGGCCUACCCGACUUCGAUCGAACGAGUUUCCGGAGACAACAAUUACUUGCCUCUUCGAAAUUCUCCAUCGAGGGAUUUGGAUCGCUUCAUCGAAGGAGAAAAUCUUCUUAGAGACUUGGAAAUGUUGAGAAACCGUGCUGAGUACUUCGCAAGGCAAAACCGUCAUAUUAAUUCGUUGGAUGGCAUAGGUUUUGGGCAGAACAAACGGUUUGACACUCUCAGUGGUGUAUCUUUCGGAGGCCAAAAAAGAAACUUCGACGAAAUCGACCGCAGUGGAUUCGACCGGUUCAUCAAAAAGAACUUCGACGAGAUUGACCGCAGUGGAUUCGACAGGUUCAUCAAAAAGAACUUCGACGAGAUCGAUCGUAGUGCUUUUAGUAGUUUCGUGAAACGCCCCAGCAAGGUGCCAACGACCAAUUUGGAAUAGACGGCGACUCUGCACGCGCACGCACACACACGCACUCCCAAAUACACUUACAUACGUCAUAAUAAUAACAAUAACAAAAAUAAUAUAUUAUUAUAUACUCACUAAAACUCGUAUAGACAUUGCCGACAUAGUUAAAGUAUAUGUAUAGUUUAGGUAUUAUAAAAGGAAAACGCGUAUUGCCGUUACUAGAUUAGUUACUAUAUUCCACUGCAUAGCAUUACGAUAUUAUUAAAUAAUAAUUAUGAAUAUAAAAAUAUAGCCAAUCAUAAUAAUAUGUCAUUAUGUAUAACAACGAUCAUCUGGAGUCCGCAUCACAUCAUUUAUGCCGUUGUUUGGACAAAUGCGCGCGUGCCAUUUUACCGGUAUAUAUCUCACCCUAUAUACCUUAAAUCUAUAAAUAUGUACUGUAGAAAUGGAAUUGAAUCCGUUAGUAAGCAUUUUAAAGAGUAAAUUUUAUUUUAAUUUUUGACGUGGAUUAGUCGUCAAAUAAAAACUUAAAAAAAAACAAAUAAAAACAAAAAAAAAAAUACAAUACAUUAUAUUGAAUUUUUUCUAUUUUUUUUUUCAUAGUUCUGUUUGUGAAUCUCAUCAACUAUAUAGUCAUUAUUAUGAAUUUGUAACAGAUAAUAAUAUAAUAAAUACACAUAGAUACAUAAUAA